GGGCGGGGCCUGCGGGGCGGGGCCUGCGGGGCCGGGCCGAGGUGAGCGGCGGGCGGAACGCAGCGGCGGGGCUGGGGCUGUGCAGCGGCCGCCGGAGCGGUUUCAGCAGUGCACGGGGCGAAGAUGGCGGCGGAGCGGCAGGACGCGCUGAGGGAGUUCGUGGCGGUGACGGGCGCUGAGGAGGACCGGGCCCGCUUCUUCCUCGAGUCGGCCGGUUGGGACUUGCAGAUCGCGCUAGCAAGCUUUUAUGAGGAUGGAGGGGAUGAUGACAUUGUGACCAUUUCACAAGCAGCCCCCAGUUCAGUGUCCAGAGGCACAGCCCCCAGUGAUAAUAGGGUGACUUCCUUCAGAGACCUCAUUCAUGACCAAGAUGAAGACGAGGAGGAAGAGGAGGGCCAGAGGAGCAGGUUUUAUGCUGGGGGCUCAGAGAGAAGUGGACAGCAGAUUGUCGGCCCUCCCAGGAAGAAAAGUCCCAACGAGCUGGUGGAUGAUCUCUUUAAAGGUGCCAAGGAGCAUGGAGCCGUAGCCGUGGAGCGAGUGACCAAGAGCCCUGGAGAGACCAGUAAACCAAGACCAUUCGCAGGGGGUGGCUACCGUCUUGGGGCAGCACCAGAGGAAGAAUCUGCCUACGUGGCAGGAGAAAGGCGGCGGCAUUCCAGCCAAGAUGUUCAUGUUGUGCUGAAGCUCUGGAAAAGUGGAUUCAGCCUGGACAACGGUGAACUCCGGAGCUACCAAGACCCAUCCAAUGCCCAGUUUUUGGAGUCUAUCCGCAGAGGGGAGGUGCCAGCAGAGCUGCGGAGGUUAGCUCAUGGUGGACAAGUGAACUUGGACAUGGAGGACCAUCGUGAUGAGGACUUUGUGAAACCCAAAGGCGCCUUCAAAGCCUUCACUGGCGAGGGCCAGAAACUGGGCAGCACUGCCCCCCAGGUGUUGAAUACCAGCUCUCCAGCCCAGCAGGCGGAGAAUGAAGCCAAAGCCAGCUCUUCCAUUUCAAUCAACGAGUCAGAGCCCACCACAAACAUCCAAAUUCGGCUUGCCGAUGGCGGGCGGCUGGUGCAGAAAUUUAACCACAGCCACAGGAUCAGUGACAUCCGGCUCUUCAUUGUGGAUGCCCGGCCAGCCAUGGCUGCCACCAGCUUUGUCCUCAUGACUACUUUCCCCAACAAAGAGCUGGCUGACGAGAACCAGACCCUGAAGGAAGCCAAUUUGCUCAAUGCUGUCAUCGUGCAGCGGUUGACAUAACCACUCCCGGCCUCCCCUCUCUUCUGUGUCUCCCAUGGCCAGCAACCAUGCCGGUGGGGACACCCUCCUGCCCCUGUGCAUACCCAGCAGUCCAGUGCCACAUCUCAUCCGUAGCUCUGGGCUCUUAGACUUUGGUUGGACAUUUGGUUUUUUUUUCCUUAGUUGCGUUUCCUGAGUUUUUGUGAUGAUCAAUGGACUUUAAAGAAAAAAAAUAAAAACAACCAAAAAAACUGAAG
Perognathus longimembris pacificus (Pacific pocket mouse) is the source of this 1478-nucleotide messenger RNA. It is a transcript of the gene Nsfl1c, whose product is annotated as NSFL1 cofactor. The transcript is spliced from 10 exons. Lineage: Eukaryota; Metazoa; Chordata; Mammalia; Rodentia; Heteromyidae. The record is from RefSeq and is a predicted model, not a curated record. Gene Ontology annotation, molecular function: ubiquitin binding. Gene Ontology annotation, biological process: nuclear membrane reassembly; proteasome-mediated ubiquitin-dependent protein catabolic process; Golgi organization. Bases 124 to 1242 code for a protein of 372 amino acids. Gene Ontology annotation, cellular component: nucleus; cytosol.